Messenger RNA from Aureobasidium uvarum, 1530 nucleotides. NCBI's taxonomy places the organism in Eukaryota, Fungi, Ascomycota, Dothideomycetes, Dothideales, Saccotheciaceae. The record is from the annotation of a GenBank genome assembly.
AUGGCCUCGGUCGCUUCUCCUACCGCUGCAGCGGGUGUCCAAUCGUUCCCCCAGCACCUCGACAUGCCCACCUGCAACGCCAAACCGCACAUCAAGAAGAGGUCCAAGAGGAAGCAUGAGAGCCUCUCGAGCUCUCUGUGCGCUACCCUGGUCAAGCACCAACUAGGUAUUGCAGCAUUCCCAAGCCAGAGACACGACAAGACCAGCGCUGACCUAUACCAGNGCCUGUCCAUCAACGUCCUCAUGCUCCUCGUCUUGACACAUGUCUGCUUCCCUAGCCUCCGCUCCUCGACAAUCCAAUAUUUCACCCUGUCCUACUAUGACGCUCAAACCGGCCUCUACAACCCGGGCUGGCAGGACCUGAAGUUCGUCUCGCUCUGCAUCAUCGUCUUCACCGCCCUCCGCGCAGCCGCCAUGGAUUACGCCCUUGUCCCAAUGGCCAGAAAGUGUGGCAUCCACAAGAAAAAGGCCACCAUUCGCUUUGCCGAACAAGCCUGGCUAGUCCUGUACUACGCUGCAUUCUGGUUCCUCGGCACAGUGCGUAUUUCCACAAGACUACCAUGCUCCGUGCUGCGACAGCUAACACACAAACCAGNNUAUCUUGUAUACGAAUCCCCAUACUUCAACAACCUACCCGCAAUGUGGACUGGCUUCCCAACACGCUCCAUGACUGGUCUCUUCAAGCUGUACUACCUGGCUCAAUUCGGUUUCUGGUUGCAGCAAAUCAUGGUUAUCAAUAUCGAGGAGCGCAGAAAAGAUCAUUGGCAGAUGUUCACCCACCACAUCAUUACAUGCCUGCUCCUGAUUGGCAGUUACGGCUACUACCAGACUAAGGUCGGCAAUGUCAUCUUGUGUCUGAUGGAUGUGGUCGAUUUGGUGUUCCCUAUUGCGAAGUUGCUCAAGUACAUGGGCAUGCAGACCGCUUGCGACAUUGCUUUCGGCGUCUUUAUGCUUUCCUGGUUCGUCGCCAGACACGUCUUCUACCUCGCCGUUUGCUGGUCCCUUUACGCCGAUGUCCCCGUCGAGAUGCCCUACGGCUGCUACAACGCUGUGACUGGUGUCAAAACUUCCGAGAAUGGCGGCAGCGAAGUUCUCUCGAAUGUUCUGCACGCUUACACCAGCGGCAAUGGCGAUGUGUGCUUCAACGAGAAGAUUCACUACGGUUUCCUGGGUCUGCUUCUCGCUCUCCAGGUCAUUACAAUCAUCUGGUUCGGCAUGAUCUGCCGUGUCGCGUACCGUGUGGUUCUGGGCAAGGGAGCCGACGACACUCGUUCCGAUGAUGAGGAAGAAGAGGAAGAGGAGGAAGAUACCCUGGAGACUGUGAGAGAUUUCUCUACAAAGGAGCCCGAGCUGCGAUUGGCACCUCAAGAGGAGGAGGUUGGCGUCGAGAGCCUACGAUUCACACGCCGACCCAGCCCAGCGGCCAAGCGAACCUCGGAGAAGAGCCGCGCCAGCGGCAUCAGCAUACCCGGCAACCACAAGGACUUGCUGGGCCGCAUUGGCUGCGACAAGCCAGCUGGCGGGUCUUGA